UCAUUGGUCUGCGUAUUUGAUUUGGCACAGUUCCUUCCUGAUGCAGCCCUCCCCAGUUUUAUCCGGGCUUGGGACCGGCACUGAGAGCGCACUGUUGCUGGGGUUGGUCCCCUGGCCAGGAAUCGAACCUGGGCCACAGCAGUGAGAGCGCUGUGGCCUGACCACUAAUGCUUCAGGGACCCUACUUUUGGUCACCAUUACAGAGUAAAAAAAAUGCAUUUAACCCUGAAAGGCUGUAAGCCAAUCAAAAGACGGAAUGUGCAAGUUUUAAAUAAUUACAUAUUGAGUCCCAAUCAAAAUAAAGCAAUUUCCUUCAAAAAGUCUACACUUCAGGCAUCAAACACUUACUCAAUGGCAGCAAUGUUGGAGUCAGUGGAAACAGUUGAGCAUUUCUGGCCUACUUUAACAGGUAUCUUCAGUUUUAAAUGCUUCAAAGGGAACUGUGCGAUAAUAAUGAUCUACAUGUGAAUACAUGGAUAUAUUGACAUUUCACAGCUCAACAUCCAACCUAUGGAAACAUGUACAGGGUAACCAUUAGCUGAGUGAGCUAGACUAGCUAGACAGGUCUUUUGAUUUUCAUUUUAUAGUUUGAAAGCUUUGUAUUAAACUUAAGAUGUCACGCUGAUGUUCAAUAGUGAUUGGCUGUUUUGUUAAAUAUAUGUAAGUGCUGCUACAAUUGCUCAAAAAUGCUUUAUUUAGAUAUAGAACAUUUUCGGUUUCAUUGUGUCAGUUGUAGACAUGUAAAAAAAAUAAUAAAAAAUAAUUACUCAAGUAGUUUUUCAUCAGAUGAUGUUCUUUUGCUUGAGUAAAAGUCAAGUAAAGUCUCUUUUCGUCAAGAGAAUUAUAACUGGAGUAGCAGUACUUUUACUCAAGUCAGUGCGUUUUGUAUUCUUUGCACCUCUGGUUAAUUGAGAGCCAUUACUGAGUUAAAGCGGGUGUGUUAGAGCAGGAAAAAGACUAAAGUGUGCAGAACAGUGGGUACUCCAGGACCAGGGUUGGGAUCCUGUGCCUUAAACUCUAGAUGACUGGAGGUUCUGUUCUUAGCAGGUGAAGAGGCGGGCUGAGGUUACAGACUCGCCUCCGUCUCUGAUGGAAGAAAAACAUUAAGAAAAAGACAAGGUUUCCAGAGCACACGCCCCACUUUGACUUUUCACCAGCCUCUAAGAACGCUGGGAAAUGACUAAAGGGGAGUGGGCAGAUGAAAGGGACUGUUGAAAGCAGCAUCCUCUUUGCUGUCUUGACUGAGGCGAUGGAUUUUAGAGCAGGUAGAUGUUCUAGUUUGGCUCUGACUAAAAAGGCCAUUUGAUAAGCCUCUUUCUUCCUCUUUCUUAUCUUUCUUAUCUCUGCUGUUUGUGCAUUGUCACAGUUUGCUGGUUGUUACCAUUUUGUUUUGUUCAGUGUUAAAGACUGUGACGGUUCUAUAUUGCUAUAAUUGACCAAUAAAUAAAUAAAUAAAUAAAACCCUAAAAUAAAACCCUUUGGAAAUGAGGCCAUCUAGACUUAUCCUUUGAUCUGCUCUGUCCUCUGCUCAGAAGCUGCGGCAUGAAGAGGAAUUUAUCAUAGCAACUGGCUUUGAACGAACAAAAUCACAAACAAACGAAAGGAGAAAUCGAUCGCAAGUGUCUCUCAGAAUGAUGAACUGGCACUUCUGUCAAAAAUCAAUGGCUUUUCUAUCUCUCCAGGUCCUCGGUCUUGAAAAUGGCAUUUUGAUGUGUGGCGAAAGCCUCGACCAAUAAUGGCCCAUAGGAUAAGCAAUAUAAAGCUUACAGAUGAUCCACUGUUGCUGGUUGCACCGCAUGUCAUCUUCUACAACCAUCAGACAGUCUCCUGCAAAAACAUCUGCGCUCUCUAGACAGAUCUGAGAGAUAGUGUCUCCAUCAUGAGGCUUCUGUUGAAGAACCUGGAUAAAAUGAGAUGUUUACGUAAGCGCUCCACCAUCCCCUUUUUGGUGAUUCUCAUCACCUUUCUGCUCUUCAUGAACCUUUACAUGGAGGAUGGCUAUGUGCUGGAGGAGGAUAAACGGCAGCUGAGGGAGGUCUCGAUGCACCCGCUAAAUUCUGAGCGAUACGUUCACACCUUCAAAGACAUCACCAAUUUUUCUGGAACCAUUAAUGUGACAUACCGCUACCUUGCUGGGACGCCUUUGCCUCGAAAAAAGUACCUCACGAUUGGAUUGUCAUCAGUGAAAAGAAAACGGGGAAAUUACCUUUUGGAGACCAUCAAGUCCAUUUUUGACCAGUCCAGCUAUGAAGAGCUCAAAGAGAUUGUAGUUGUGGUUCACUUAGCAGAUUUUGACCUGGCUUGGUGUGAGAGUUUGGUUCAGGAGAUCACCCGCAAAUUUGGGCAUCACAUCAUCGCAGGACGUCUACUGGUCAUUCACGCACCUGAGGAGUAUUACCCGUCUCUUGACGGGCUGAAGCGAAACUACAACGACCCUGAGGAUAGAGUUCGGUUCCGUUCCAAGCAGAAUGUAGACUAUGCUUUCCUCCUCAACUUCUGCACCAACCUCUCCCACUUCUAUAUGAUGCUGGAGGAUGAUGUGCGAUGCUCACGGAAUUUUCUCACUGCUCUAAAGAAGGUAGUCACUUCCAGAGAGGGGUCGUACUGGGUCACUCUGGAGUUCUCCAAGCUGGGCUACAUUGGGAAGCUUUACCACUCUAGAGAUCUUCCCAGACUGGCACACUUUCUGCUCAUGUUCUAUCAGGAGAUGCCUUGUGAUUGGCUGCUGAUUCAUUUCCGAGGCCUGUUGGCCCAGAAGGAAGUGAUCCGCUUCAAGCCAUCGCUUUUCCAGCACAUGGGCUACUACUCGUCGUACAAGGGGGCUGAGAAUAAACUGAAGGAUGAUGACUUUGAGGAGGACUCACUCGAUAUUCCAGACAACCCCCCUGCCACACUGUACACUAACAUCAAUGUGUUUGAGAGUUAUGAUGCUGCCAAAGCUUACAGCAGUGUGGAUGAGUACUUCUGGGGCAAGGCUCCUUCCACCGGGGACUUUUAUGUCAUAGUGUUCAACAAGCCGACAAAAAUCAGCAGAAUUAAGAUCAGCACUGGAACAGAUGACCGUCAGAAUGACAUUUUGCAUCAUGGAGCGUUAGAAGUUGGAGAGAAACUGGUGGGAACAAAAAAAGGCAGGCAGUGCUCCUCCUACAUCACAUUAGGAGAGUUUAAACAUGGGAACAUUGAGGUUCACAAUGUGGACCAUAAAAUCGCUUUUGAUAUUGAGUGCGUUCGCAUUGUGGUCACAGCAAACCAGAAGGAAUGGCUGAUCAUCAGAAGUAUAAGCCUGUGGACUACUCAGCCUCCAAAUCAGUGAGAACUGCUGUGGAUCAUUACAACUGUCACACAAAAGGCACAACAAUCAGUCAUUCAGUUUGCUUGGUAUAUUUAUCUAUUUAUUUUUAGUUUAUUAUCUAUUUAUUAUGUUUACUAUUUAUUUGAUUAUUUAUUCAUUUUUAUAUAAGAUCCCUUCAGUUUUGCUUCAUACCUUAACUAUAUAUAAAAAAAAAAGUAUGUGAUGAACUGAUAGAUUGAUAUUUUUCUGAAUCGUCAUUAAUAAGAACACUGUAGGUUUAUGCUGUUUUUUAUGUGAUUAUGCCAUAAUCUCUUCAGCAGUCUGACUGCUGGUUCCGUCAUUUGGCAGUGGCAUUUUCACUCAUAGCCUUGGGAUGUCCACUUACAUGCUCAUGAUAUAGUAAAGCUGCUUGAUAAAUUGUAAACAUACAAAGAUUUGUUGUUUGAUAUUUCUUUUUUUCCCAUUUUUGAUCCAUUUCCUUUCAUUAUAUCAUCCAAUAAGCAAGCAUUUGGUCAAUGUGACACUGAAUAUACAAUGUAUUGUGGCAUGAAUUUAGUCGACUGCACUUCACAUUGUCUCCCCACUAAAUGGUAAAAGGAAUGUCAUUUAUUCAAUCGACCUUGGGCCUGGAGGGUCACGUUUAGUCUAGUGUUUUGAAAUUGCAGUGUGUAAUUUGUUGGUGUGUUCCUUCAGAAGCAUGGACCACAACACAGUGUUUCUAUUCACCCAUCAUUGAAGGCUUGUGAUUGAACAGUACAGUGACAAAUGAGGCGGACCUGUUCUACCUUCCACUCAUUCUUUUUUGCCCCUCUUUUGCCUCAGCACAAUUUUGCCCAAGUAAAUUGGAUUUUGUUUGGUUUUCUUGCGGUAUCCAAAGAUACACCAGUUACAGAUGGGCUCUGUAUUCUGUAAAAUCAAUUCAUAUAUAAAAAGAAAAUGACCAAGUAGCAAUGCAUAUACAGCAUGAUUAUCUAAAAAUUAUUAAUGUUAUGCUCAGAAAUAGGAGUAUUAUGAUAUAGUAGUAGGGGAAAAUCUCUUCACUCAUAUCUUACCAAUGUGCAUAUCAGGUUGCUCCAUUUUUUAACGUGAUUUUUUUCCCUUCCGGAUAAAUUAAUUUUUAUCCUAGCAACAAGGCAAGUAUUAUUACAAAACAAUAUUUUUUUUCAAUUGCUGUUUUUCUCCAAAGAAAAGCACAGGUCCUGUUUCAGAGAGCCACCUGAGGAACUGAUGGUUUGGGUUUCCAAUUGAAUUAUACGAUUACUGGAAGGUGUUUGUUGACUCAAUAAUGAAACACAUGAAAACACAUCACUCAACAGUGCAUGAGCCAGGGAAGAAUAUUGCAUUGUGAGUAAUCCUGUUAUUUGUUUUAAGGUUUUAUUACUUGUCUCCAAACUGUCUGCUUUGACUUUGACCAGCAACGUACUGUACUUGGUUUGGUAUAAUUGGUCCAAAUACUACCGCAGUGUACAUCUCUCUCAGUGUACUGCAUAGGUCUUUAAGUGAAGAGAAUGCUUGAUGAUGUAUAUUUAUGUUGUAUUUUCGUCACCACAUCGUUUGUCAUAUGGUACUGUAUGUAUAUUGUAAAAUGAUGUAUAUUUUUUUACAUGUAUCAUUAUAAUUGUUUGCCUUGUAUAUUGUAUCUGAAGUGUUGAAACAAAAAUGAAUGCCAUUUGAUCUGGAAAAAAAAAUGUGAACCUAUUUGUGUGUCUAGUGUCUUUUCACACUUUUUACAGAGAUGCACACACUCAGAUACACUGAACCCACAAAGAUGCCCUAAAAACUCAAGUACAAACUCUAAAUAAUUUGCUGGUGUGUACGUUAACUUUCACGCAUAGUGGCACAUAAUACAUUUAGAAUGUAUUUAUUAAUUUGUAAUAUUACAUAAUACAUUUAUUAGACAUUGAUUAGCUUUAUCUGCUCCCAGAGCUUAUUUACUUUAGACAUACAAGAUUUUACAAGUCCAAAUACUCCACCCUAUUUGGAAUUUGCUUUCCCCUCUUCACUGUCAAGUAAACAUUACCUUGUGGGGUAUUUAAAUAAGGUUUAAACUCAAAAAAAGCACUCAUGAACAUUACUGCCUCUUAUAACAACAUGGCUGAAAGCUGAUAUGCCCUCAAAAUCAUUCAUCUAUAUGUUAAUAUGCUUAGUGCCAUUUUAAUAUAGAUAUAAAAUGAAUUUACAAUUAAUUUACUGUGCAGUCACCUGUAGGUGAAUUGCCUUUGUGCAGUCCCUUUGUUUGUGUUACACACACGCACAGUGCGUUAUAUACACUAUAGGGGCAUUCAACUAAAAUUUGUAAAGGUCCAGUUACAU
Molecule: messenger RNA, 5605 nt
Organism: Pangasianodon hypophthalmus (striped catfish)
Lineage: Eukaryota; Metazoa; Chordata; Actinopteri; Siluriformes; Pangasiidae
Gene: mgat4c
Product: mgat4 family member C
Exons: 6
Coding region: 1880-3313 (477 amino acids)
Biological process (GO): protein N-linked glycosylation
Molecular function (GO): acetylglucosaminyltransferase activity
Source: RefSeq, a predicted model, not a curated record